Molecule: messenger RNA, 2140 nt
Organism: Solenopsis invicta (red fire ant)
Lineage: Eukaryota; Metazoa; Arthropoda; Insecta; Hymenoptera; Formicidae
Product: SET domain-containing protein SmydA-8
Exons: 7
Coding region: 457-2001 (514 amino acids)
Molecular function (GO): protein binding
Source: RefSeq, a predicted model, not a curated record
UAAAGUAGAAAAAAUAUCUCAAUAAACGAAUUAAAAUUACAAAAAUUUGUGCAAUAUUCUAAGAAUAUUUCUGAUUCUAUAGCAAAUAUGUAUUGGCGUGUAUGCCAAAAAUUUAAGUGAGCUUUACUCAACGAUGUUAUAAGUUUUCAGCAAAAUAUUUUGAGAAAAUCUAAUAAUAAUUUUUUUCCUUACUGAAUAUAAUAAAUUUAAUAGAACAAUUAAUUAAAUCUGGAGCUAUUGAAUGAAAAUAAAGAAAUUUACAUCGUUCUGUUGUAACCGUUAACGCAUGCACGUUCUGUACUAAGAUCACAGAUUGAACGCGAUUGCCACGCGGUGUCUAAUAAUACAGUGCGUCGCGUGAGUGCCUGAAGAAGACGGUUCAUAUUACUGAUGCGUGCUUGCCGAUGCCACCUUACGAGUCGACAAUCGCUAACUUGAAGGAAGUAAUCUGGAAAUAUGACGCCCACUGCGAAGUACAAGGUUGCACAUUCGAAUAAGCUUGGAAGGUAUCUAGUGACAGCUAAAAACAUAGCGCCAGGAGAAGUUAUAAUUCGAGAGGAACCGAUCGCGGUUGGUCCGAUGAUGUACAAGAAGGAUUGUUUUUGUUUUGCCUGUAUGCGCACAUUACCGAAAAUUGGUAAAGGAAGACAGUACGUUUGCUCCAGAUGUAACUUUGCUCCGCUGUGUAGUGUAGCAUGUGAGGUACGAACAAAUCAUCACACGAAUGAAGAAUGUCAAAUAUUUAAGGAUAAUCGAGAUCUACUGACAGAAAGCGGAAUUGAUGUGGCAAGAAUUUUACUGGCCCUGAGGCUAUGGCUAAUAAAACACAAGAAUCCAGCUGUGUGGGAGAAAAUAGAUCGUAUGGAGGCUCAUUUGGAUAAAAGAAUUGGCACACCCGUUUGGAACGACAGAGAAGUCAAUGUUGUAAAUGUAAUCCGAAGGCUUCGUAUACCCGCUGAGAUUGAGCCGCCAAGCGCAGAAUUAAUGCAGAAAUUGUGCGGAAUUUUGGAUGUGAAUGCCUUUGAAUUGCGAUCACCUGGCGCUCUUGACGGUUUUCUUCUGCGAGGUUUAUACAUCGAGGUGACUUUGAUGGCUCAUGACUGUAGAGGCAACACUCACGUCACUGUGGAUGACAAAUUCCAGUUGACUGUUUAUGCGAGUGUAGCUAUCAAACAGGACGAAACUAUCUUUUUCAAUUAUACCUCGUCGCUGCUGGGUACAGCUGAUAGAAAAGAUUACCUUCGGGAAGGAAAGUAUUUCGAAUGCGAAUGCUCUCUAUGUGCAGACCCGUACGAAUUGCAAUCACAUUUGAGUAGUGUGCUAUGCCCUCGUUGUAAAAAAGGAUUUGUAGGUAUGCAAGAUACUUCCAUCGUCGAUCCAUACGAACGGAGUCGAUGGCAAUGCCAGAUGUGCAAGAAGACCUACGGCGGUCGUCUUAUUAGAGCUACAUUGAACAUAUGCAGAACACUCAUCGACGAAUGCGAGGAUGUUGAUAUAAAAAGGAUAGACGGCUUGCUUAAGCGAUUAUCUCGAUCGCUGCAUACCAACCAUUUCUUAAUGUUAUCUUUAAAACAGAAAUUAUUGACGGCUUGUCAAAAUGAAAUAACAUCUCCUAAUCCUCAAAAAAAGAUUGUAGAAAAGAUGUUGGAUGCGUGUAAAGACGUCUACAAUGUUUUAGAAAUAGUAGAACCGGGUAUAUCACGUUUAAAAGGCAUAAUGUUAUAUAAAAUGCAUUUGCCUGUAUUAAUAUUGGCACAUCGAUCUUAUUCCGCGCGUGAGAUUUCUUCAACGCAGUUGGCCUGUCAACUGGAAGAAGCCAGAGAUCUUCUAAAGAAAUCUCUGACUAUGCUUCUUUUGGAACCGCCAAUUACGCCAGAAGGAAAAUUGGCUAAGAGAGCACUGGAAGAAUUACGAACACUAAAUCAGAAUAUAAGUGACAUUAAAUCAUUGCCGCUGGAAGAGCCCAAAGUGCGUACAGCGAGAGAACAUCGUAAGAGUUAAAUGUCGUUUGUACCCUAUUUCAAUAUAUUUCUAAACUGUUAUUAGAUAUUGAUAAUUUAUAAUUUUCCUUGUAAAAAGAAUAAUACUGAAGCAACAUAUUAUGCAUAUGUACUAAAUAAAAAAUUUCCUCACCUUUGAA